Molecule: messenger RNA, 2652 nt
Organism: Nymphalis io (European peacock)
Lineage: Eukaryota; Metazoa; Arthropoda; Insecta; Lepidoptera; Nymphalidae
Product: GATA zinc finger domain-containing protein 14-like
Exons: 3
Coding region: 1-2652 (883 amino acids)
Source: RefSeq, a predicted model, not a curated record
AUGAAUAAGUGGCGAUUACUGUUAUUAUCAAUUUUUGGCCUGUUACAUAUAACAACAUCAGAGAGCGAUUUUUUUGAUGGAAGGUACGGAUGCUAUGCUUAUUCGCCACGUUACCUGCCUUCAGAUACCAGCUUCUCUGCAUAUGAAACUAAUCGAGAACACCGAUUUUUACCUGAAAUACCACUGAAUCCACCUAAAAAAUAUCCAACUUUUAAUGUGCGAGACACCGAGAUAGUUUGGCUAUCAAGACGACGGCAAAUUAGGGAUAUAAAACAACAUUCCCGAGACAAUGAAAUUCGUCAAGCUGUCGGAGGACAGCGUAACAGAAUUUCAACCAGCCCUUCAGAUCAUAUACGAAAUAAAAGAGAAUACUUCGUUGUAAGUUCUUACGAACGCAGCAAUGAUUUACGGAGUAACCUUCGUCAUAACAGGCUUGUUAGAGAUCGUGAUACAGAAUACCAAAGAAGUAUCCGAACGACCUCUUCAUCUCGCGAUAAUUAUAGAAAACAAUAUGCCACUAGAACUCAUUUUGAAAACAGAGAUGUAAGCCGAUAUAAUAAUAACGACCGUCAUAUGCUAAAUGCUCAUAAUAAUAAUAAAGAUGAAACUCAGCGCAAAUUCUCCGAAUAUGACGCACUUAGUACACGACGUAAUAGUAACAGAAACGAUAUGAGAAAUGGCGAUAUUUACGAAGAACCUGAUCAACGCAAUUUAAGAAUAAUAAGAUCUGAUCGACCCAAUGAUAAUGAUAAAUUAUCAAAAGAUCGCAACAGUAGACUUGGAAUACAGCGAGACUUAUACGAAGAUCGUUUUCAAAGGGAGUCGAGAAACAGUCAAAGAAAUAAUGUAAGAAGCCUCGAUAGACUGCACUUUAGCCAAACCAACAUACGUUCAUUGGUUCGAGAUAUUGAAAAUUCACGCACAAAAAGCGAUCGGCAUCAACCUUUUGUUCAAGUUGAUAUAAAUGGCGAAAGAAAAAAUAGAUUAAGAAGUAAGCGUAGUUCCUCUGAAGAAUCGUAUUUAUUACGAGAGGAUCAAAAUAAUGCUAGACCUGUAAUUGACAAAAGGAAUGUAAAUUACAAUUCCAGAUCUACUAGGGACACAAAUGUAAAUAAAACGUUGGAAAACAGGCAAGUAAGAAAAAACGUUGGACCUAAAAUAAAUCGUGUAAAUAUGAAUACCAGAUCGGAAGCGAAUUCACGCGAAGUACUUAUGUCUAGAUUUGACAGAAGGAAUGUAAAUUUCAAUGCCAGAUCUACUAGGGACACAAAUGUAAAAGAUACGUCGGAAAACAGAGAAGUAAGAAAUAGCGUUGGACCUAAAAUAAAUCGUGUAAACAUGAAUACCAGAUUGGAAGCGAAGGAACGUGAAGUAAUUGUAUCUAGAUUUGACAGAAGGAAUGUACAUUACAAUGCCAGAUCUACUAGGGACACAAAUGAAAAAGAUCGUGUAAACAUGAAUACUAGAUUGGACAUGAGGGAACGCGAAACAUCUGUGUCUAGAUUUGACAGAAGGAAUGUAAAUUUCAAUGCCAGAUCUACUAGGGACACAAAUGUAAAAGAUACGUCGGAAAACAGAGAAGUAAGAAAUAGCGUUGGACCUAAAAUGAAUCGUGUAAACAUGAAUACUAGAUUGGACAUGAGGGAACGCGAAACAUCUGUGUCUAGAUUUGACAGAAGGAAUGUACAUUACAAUGCCAGAUCUACUAGGGAGACAAAUGAAAAAGAUACGUCAGAAAACAGGGAAGUAAGAAAUAACGUUGGACCUAAAAUGAAUCGUGUAAACAUGAAUACCAGAUUGGACAUGAGGGAACGCGAAACAUCUGUGUCUAGAUUUGACAGAAGGAAUGUAAAUUUCAAUGCCAGAUCUACUAAGGACACAAAUGUAAAAGAUACGUCGGAAAACAGAGAAGUAAGAAAUAGCGUUGGACCUAAAAUGAAUCGUGUAAACAUGAAUACUAGAUUGGACAUGAGGGAACGCGAAACAUCUGUGUCUAGAUUUGACAGAAGGAAUGUACAUUACAAUGCCAGAUCUACUAGGGACACAAAUGAAAAAGAUACGUCAGAAAACAGGGAAGUAAGAAAUAACGUUGGACCUAAAAUGAAUCGUGUAAACAUGAAUACCAGAUUGGACAUGAGGGAACGCGAAACAUCUGUGUCUAGAUUUGACAGAAGGAAUGUAAAUUUCAAUGCCAGAUCUACUAGGGACACAAAUGUAAAAGAUACGUCAGAAAACAGGGAAGUAAGAAAUAGCGUGGGACCUAAAAUGAAUCGUGUAAACAUGAAUACCAGAUUGGACAUGAGGGAACGCGAAACAUCUGUGUCUAGAUUUGACAGAAGGAAUGUACAUUACAAUGCCAGAUCUACUAGGGACACAAAUGAAAAAGAUACGUCAGAAAACAGGGAAGUAAGAAAUAACGUUGGACCUAAAAUGAAUCGUAUAAACAUGAAUACCAAAUUGGAAGCGAAUGAACGUGAAGUACUUGUUUCUAGAUUCGACAGAAGGAAUGUAAAUUUCAAUGCCAGAUCUACUAGGGACACAAAUGUAAAAGAUACGUCGGAAAACAGAGAAGUAAGAAAUAGCGUUGGACCUAAAAUAAAUCGUGUAAACAUGAAUACCAGAUUGGAAGCGAAGGAACGUGAAAUCUACUAG